Lactuca sativa (garden lettuce) is the source of this 767-nucleotide messenger RNA. RefSeq names its product kiwellin-1. NCBI's taxonomy places the organism in Eukaryota, Viridiplantae, Streptophyta, Magnoliopsida, Asterales, Asteraceae. The record is from RefSeq and is a predicted model, not a curated record.
CAUUACCAUUGUAAGAAGUUAUACUCACAAACCGAAGGAGAGAAUGAAGAGCUUCUGUUUUCUUUUGGUAUUGGUUCUCCUAGCAGCAACUUCAUUAGAGAUAUUGAAUGCGGAGACUUGCAAACCAAGCGGUGGUAUCAGGGGAAAAAAACCACCUCAUGGAAAAUGCAACCGUGAGAAUGACUCGGAUUGUUGUGUUCAAGGUAAGUUUUACACCACAUACACAUGCUCGGCUCCGGUGACAAGUGAGACAAAAGCAACACUUACAUUAAACAGUUUCCAAAAAGGAGGUGAUGGUGGUGGUCCAUCAGAGUGUGACAAAAAGUAUCACUCUGAUGACACACCCGUUGUGGCAUUGUCAACCGGAUGGUAUAAAGGAGGGGACAGGUGCCACAAGUAUAUUACCAUUAAUGGAAACGGGAGGAGUGUGAAGGCGAUGGUUGUGGAUGAGUGUGAUUCUACUAUGGGGUGUGAUGCCAUACAUGACUAUCAACCACCUUGCCCUAAUAAUAUUGUUGAUGCUUCUAAAGCAGUGUGGAAAGCCUUAGGGGUAUCCGAAAGUAACUGGGGAGAUUUGGAUAUUACUUGGACAGAGUGAUGUGAAUCUCUUUUAUUGUAAAAUGUCAAAAACCAAUAUUUGUGCUUUUCAUUCGUGUAAAUAUUGUAAUAUGUAAUGAUGUUUAUGUAACUAAAUUGUGUAUAUUGUAUACAAAAUGUGGGGUUUAACACAAUUUUCAAGGUUGUAUGCAUUAAACUUUGAUUUUAGA